AUGGAUGAUGUGAAUAGACUCCCAGAGCUUUUAAUCGUUGAACAGGGAGAGGCACGGCGUCGGCAGAAGACGUGUCGAGUAUGCGGUGAUCACGCUACCGGUUAUAACUUCAACGUCAUCACAUGCGAAUCAUGCAAGGCGUUUUUCCGUCGAAACGCUCUCCGGCCAAAGGUUUGUCCCAUUGAUGCGCGAGCACGAUUUUGCCAGAAGUGUCGAUUGCGAAAAUGUUUUGCUGUGAGUUACAGCUAUCGUAUCGCUUUGAGAUCAAUCGAUCAUCGAUCUCGACUGUUACUGUACAAUAGUUACGACGACGAAAAAAUUCCCGACUCAACAAUAUGGCCAACCAACAGAGGCAAAAACAGGUUCGUUUCGUACAGUACUGCCGAUGAAUCUUAUGAGGGGACGUUCCAUCGACAAGUUCGUUCUGAAGAAACCAAAAUGCAUAUAAUUUAA
Haemonchus placei is the source of this 453-nucleotide messenger RNA. NCBI's taxonomy places the organism in Eukaryota, Metazoa, Nematoda, Chromadorea, Rhabditida, Trichostrongylidae. The record is from the annotation of a GenBank genome assembly.